UCCAGAAAUUAGGUUGGAGGCGGGCGGGGGCAGGGCCUGCCGUGCGUUCUCGCAGGAAGCAGCAUCGGGGACCAGUCUGGGGUGAUCUGCCUCUAACUAGAGGAGCCUGAGCAGCGUUGGGGGAGAGUCCGGGGCGUGGCCUGAAGUGGAUUUUACCGGUGGGGGUGGAGCUGGCAGCGAGCCCGGGGCGGGGCCUGCGGUGAGCCUCCGCUGUACAGGCUGUAGCGCUGCGCGUUGGGUGCUGUGGAAGUCGCUGACUCACGCACAGUUAGACCGCGAGAGGGCCUGGCAGGCGGCUUCGGGCUGUUGAAACUCCCACAGACCAAGAGCCCUGGUGAGGGCAGGGAUCUUUCCCACACCCUCAGUGCCCUGCCCCUGCCCUUGAGUUGGAUCCACCUGUCCAGGUGCUCUCUCACCUCUACUCAUGGCGCCUCUGCUUGCCCUGCUCCUGGUGGCCCUGAUGGGCCUGCCUCUUGCUCAGGCCCUGGACUGCCACGUGUGUGCCUACAAUGGAGACAACUGUUUCAACCCCAUGCGCUGCCCAACCAUGGUUAGAUACUGCAUGACCACGCGUACCUACUAUACCCCAUACAGGAUGAAGGUGAGCAAGUCAUGCGUGCCCAGCUGCUUCGAGACCGUAUAUGAUGGCUACUCCAAGCAUGCAUCCACCACCUCCUGCUGCCAGUAUGACCUUUGCAAUGGCGCUGGCCUUGCUGCCCCAGGAACCCUGGCCUCGGCCUCCAUUCUUCUGGCCACCAUCUGGGGUUUGAUCUAAGUUCUGCUCCCUGAGGCAGAC
Messenger RNA from Fukomys damarensis (Damara mole-rat), 796 nucleotides. RefSeq names its product Ly6/neurotoxin 1 (gene Lynx1). Bases 425 to 775 code for a protein of 116 amino acids. Lineage: Eukaryota; Metazoa; Chordata; Mammalia; Rodentia; Bathyergidae. The transcript has 4 exons. The record is from RefSeq and is a predicted model, not a curated record.